Messenger RNA from Quercus lobata, 1548 nucleotides. RefSeq names its product G-type lectin S-receptor-like serine/threonine-protein kinase RLK1. The record is from RefSeq and is a predicted model, not a curated record. Bases 1 to 1548 code for a protein of 515 amino acids. The transcript has 2 exons. Lineage: Eukaryota; Viridiplantae; Streptophyta; Magnoliopsida; Fagales; Fagaceae. Gene Ontology annotation, molecular function: ATP binding.
AUGGCUUUUUUUCAUCCUCCUCCUUUUGUUUUCUUACUAAUUGUGCAAACAAUUUGUGUUGUUGCUCAAAAUAAUAGUGGUUAUGUAAGCGUUGGAGAAUCUCUCAUUGCAACUGACGACACCACUUCAUGGCUAUCACCUUCUGGUGAUUUUGCCUUUGGAUUUAGCCCACUCAGUCAAAAUGAUCUCUUCCUGCUUUCCAUUUGGUUUGCUAAAAUUCCAGACAAAACCAUAGUUUGGUAUGCUAAUGCGGAUAAUCCUGCACUGAGGGGAUCAAAAGUGGAGCUAAUUACUGACCGUGGGCUAGUACUUACUGGCCCUCAAGGCGAUGAGUUAUGGGCAACAAAUACCUCUGGUACUCUCUACGGUGUUAUGAGCAAUACAGGCAACUUUGUGCUUGAAGAUAGCAACUUUAGCAGGUUCCAGCUACGAUUCAUUGAUAAUCUUUUGCUCAAUACCAUAAAUUUGGCCACUGAUAAUCCUAAUGAUGCUUAUUAUGCUGCUGGUGAUUCUAGUGCAUCAAGUCCUGGUAAACAACUGGUCUUCAAUGAGUCAGGCUACAUUUACAUCUUGAAAAAUAACAGCCAAACAUUUCCUCUAAAUCAGGCAACGGUAGGCUCAACUGCUGAUUCCAAUUAUAGAGCCACUCUCAACUUUAAUGGAGUUUUCACCCAGUAUUCUCACCCGAAGACUUCCAACGCCAAUGUAAGCUGGACUGUGAUAUGGUAUUUGCCAGAUAAUAUUUGUGUUUCCAGUAAUGUACGCACAGGUAGUGGCACUUGUGGUUAUAAUAGUAUAUGUACCCUCAAACCAGAUCGAAGGCCGAUGUGUACAUGUCCCAACGGAUACUCCUUACUUGAUCCAAAUGAUCAGUAUGGCAGCGGCAUACCAGACUUCAUACAAGGCUGUGAAGAAGACAAGCUAAGUCCUGGAAAAGAUCUUUAUUCUUUUGAAGUGCUAAUAAAUACAGAUUGGCCAAACUCAGACUACGAGUUUCUGAAGCCUUAUAUAGAAGAUCAAUGCAAAACGUCUUGCAUGGAAGCUUGUAUGUGUGCUGUUGCAAUUUUCAGAUUAGGUGAUAGCUGUUGGAAGAAGCUGCCUCUCUCAAAUGGGAAAAUGGACAGCAACCUUAAUGGCGGGAAGGCUUUUAUAAAAAUCAGAAACAACAAUUCCAUCACACUUCCUGAUGGUGGCUUACCAAAUCCAGAAGCAAAGAAGAAUCAGGACAAAUUGAUCUUCAUGUGGUCAAUGCCUCUCGGUGGCUCUGUGUUUUUUAACAUUAUUUUAAUUGUUGCAAUUUGUAUAGGUGCUUUCUUCCUUAACAAUAAGAAGCUCAAAAGACCUAGAAUAAAUUUUAAUGUUGUGGAGAUGAAUUUGCAGUGUUUUACUUACAAGGAACUUGUAGAAGCUACAGAUGGGUUCAAGGAAGAAUUGGGCAGAGGAGCUUUCGGCGUUGUUUACAAAGGAGCAAUGCAAAUGAGUUCUAAUGUCCUCGUGGCAGUCAAAAAGUUAAAUAGUUUGUUUCAAGAGAGCGAGAAAGAGUUUUAA